AUGGCCCCUUCGUUAGGCAUUGGACUCAUUGUGCAGUAUUUGGCCCAAUAUUAUGCUAAACUGAAAAAUUAUCCACCUGUAUUUCGCAAUUUUAAGGGUCACUGGAAUCUCGAAUUAAUUACAUUGUACAAAAUAUACGGCCCAGUAUACACUAUAUGGAUUGGACCAUGGCCAUUUGUAAUCAUAUGUGACUUAGACCUAGCCAAGGAGGCAUUUGCCAAGGUGGAUUUCUCCGGACGUCCCUCUUCUGAAUUAGGUGAAACAUUUGGCAACGCAGAAAUUGCCUUUAGCAAUUAUGGUAAAAUGUGGGAAACUCUACGCAAAGUGGGUCACAGUGCUAUGCGUAAAUAUGCCAAAUCCGAUGAAUUGCCAGAUUGCGUGAAUAACAAUGUCGGUGAAUUAGUAUCGGUUUUAAAAGAUAGUGUGGGCGUCGAUAAGCCAUUUAACCCUAAAGAUUAUUUAUUGGAAUUAUUCAUGAAUAUGCAACUUUCAAUAGCAUCUAGCCAACAAUGCAAAAUAAAUAAGGACCAAAUGGACAAGUUCAAAUACUGUUUCGACGGCUUUCAAUCUGACCUGGGUAACUGGCUAUUUCUAUACGAAUUUGUGCCCAUACUGCGCUACUUUAUGGCAAAUCCAUUGACAAAAUACAAACAAUAUUUCAACACAAUUAAAGACGUGUUAAAAGAUAUCUAUGAAAAACACGCCAAAACUUAUGAUAAGGAAAAUACAAAUAAUUUCUGCGAUUUACUUAUUACUGCUAAACACGAGGCCGAGACUCAGGCCAAGGGGUCAGCACAAUAUUUAACCGAUGACAAUUUGACCGCAACUAUCAUGGAUGUGAUAAUGCCCGGUUCGGAUUUAAACCACCAGUUUCAAUGGAUAUUACUAUUUGUGGCUUAUUAUCCGGAGGUUCAACGUAAACUGCGCCAAGAGAUUGCCAAUGAGCUUGAUGAUCGACCGGUUAUCACCGAGGACAAACACCAGUUAACAUGUUACAUUGAUAAUCACGCCAGUAUACCAGCUGGCACUAGCGUAGUUGUACAACAAUAUUCAAUUCUACUGGAUGAUAAAUACUGGGACAAGCCAGAUGAAUUUAACCCUGGUCGCUUUUUGGACAACGAGGGCAAACAAGUGGUGGUAAAACCGGCGGCGUUUAUACCCUUUGGUGUCGGCCGUCGACAGUGUAUUGGCGAACAGUUGGCCACAAACUCACUGUUUUUAACUUUGUUAACCACCGAUUAUAACAUAGCUAUCAGUAAUCCGACAAACGAAACACUAGACGCCGACCCAAUUAACCUUUGGUUACAGUUUCCCAAACAAUAUAACGUUUUAUAGUUGUGGACAAUGAAACUAAUCUAAUGCUUGAUGCUAUCGCAUCAAAAGCUCAAUUAUUCAACAAGGUGAUGAGCAAAUAUUUAAAACUACUCACAAUUCAAACUAAAACACGUGAUACAAAUAAACAAGCUAAAACAGGCAAAUCAUCAAUAAAGGAUUCAAUAAUAAGCAUGGCAGUUGAACGGCUAGAUCUAAUUGAGCAAAUCGCAC
Medioppia subpectinata is the source of this 1545-nucleotide messenger RNA. The record is from the annotation of a GenBank genome assembly. Lineage: Eukaryota; Metazoa; Arthropoda; Arachnida; Sarcoptiformes; Oppiidae.